Anopheles maculipalpis is the source of this 2335-nucleotide messenger RNA. Its product is annotated as annulin-like. Gene Ontology annotation, molecular function: protein-glutamine gamma-glutamyltransferase activity. Gene Ontology annotation, biological process: peptide cross-linking. The transcript is spliced from 4 exons. The record is from RefSeq and is a predicted model, not a curated record. Lineage: Eukaryota; Metazoa; Arthropoda; Insecta; Diptera; Culicidae. The coding region runs from base 44 to 2335 and encodes 763 amino acids.
GCUGUGCUGAAGUUCAGUUUGUCACUUUCACACACGGAAAACGAUGGGUUCCGAUGCCAAUCCUUAUGUCUACAGAAUAUGGCCACCGCGUAAAGCGGUCAAGAACAGUUCGAUUAAGGAUGUGCUGAAGGUCGAAUCGAUUGAUCUGUGUUUCGAUGAAAAUGGGAAAGCCUUCUGCACGCAAUCCUACGAAAUGAUGGUUAACCCGCGCCCUACAAAACGUCCCCGGCAGUUGGUAGUGCGACGUGGUGCACCAUUUACCGUGCGGUUGCUUUGCAGCCGUAAGUUCGAUCUGCAAGUAGACACGAUGGUGUUGGUGUUUUCGAUAGUUCCUUUAGGAAAUGAUAAGGCUACUUUCGGAAGUGGAACCGAAACCUAUGUGUUGGUGCAUACGAACGAUACGGCUGCGAGCGAGACAGGUGAGCCGAUAGAUGAUUGGGGAGCUGUACUGGUCGGUAGUAAGGAUAAGCCUAAUGGUAAGGCAGAGUUGACGCUGAGCAUCACAACACCGUCUUAUGCGCCGAUCGCACGAUGGACGGUACAGUUUCACUGCCGAUUGGACACAACCGAUGCGAAGAGCAUGCUUGCGAUAAAGGAUCCAAUGUACCUGCUGUACAAUCCGUGGUGUAAAGAGGAUCCAGUUUACAUGGAAGAUGCGGCUGGUAGGAAAGAGUACGUCCUGGAAGAUAGCACCCUCAUUUGCAAACCAUCCAAGAAAGGACCUUACAUGACAAGCUGGGUCUUGGGUCAGUAUGAAGCAAACGUGUUGGAUUGUGCGCUUUACAUUAUAUCGGAGGUGGGCAACAUCAGGGCAGCGUCGUCCGGCAAUCCGGUGCUCGUUACCAGAGCACUCACCGGUGCGUUAAACAGUGCGAGUGGGUUCGGUGUACUGCGAGGCAACUGGUCCGGCAAUUAUGAGGACGGAACUCCACCGACGGGUUGGACUGGCUCUACAAAGAUACUGCAGGCAUUCUACGAUACGGGCAACACGGUCAAUUACGGUCAGUGUUGGGUGUUUGCCGGCGUUUUGACGACCGUGUGCCGUGCGAUCGGUAUACCGAGCCGAAUCAUCACCAACUUUGAAUCGGCCGGCGAUCAUGACGCUUCGUUAUCGAUCGACUACUACGUGGAUGAUACGGAAAAUGCGGCCUCAAACAUGACGGUGGACUCCAUCUGGAAUUAUCACGUGUGGAACGAGGCGUGGAUGAAGCGCAAGGAUCUGCACAAUCUCAACUUUGACGGUUGGCAGGUGGUAGAUGCGACACCGCAGCAACUUUCCGACGGUAUGUUUAAGUGUGGACCGUUUCCGGUCGCUGCGAUCAAGCAGGGGUACGUGCACGUACCGUUCGAUGGUGAUUUUAUCUACGCGGAGGUAAACGCUGACGUGAUUUACUGGACGAUCGGCAACGAUCAGAAUCCACCGAAACCGAUUGAGAUCAAGACGAAUCAGAUCGGGCGGGACAUGAGCACGAAAGCGAUCGGUUCGAACAAGCGGGAAGACAUCACCGAUCAGUACAAACAGCCGGAAAAUUCGAAAGAGGAACGCGAGGUCAUGAAAACGGCCAUGCAGUUUAGCUGUCAACGAUUUAGCAGUGCAGGGUUGGCGAAACGCUUGCUCGGCCACAUGGUGAACGAUAGCAAUGGCAACGAGGAAGCGAUCACGUUGGAAGUAAAGUGUGACGAAGAGCUCACGAUUGGUUUGACGUUCCAGUUCGAGCUGACCGUUACGUGCACCAGUGCGGUAAGCUCGGUGGAAAGCUUCGGCUUUCUUGUGCUAAAAGAUUCCGACUACACCGGACGGCACGUGGAAACGUUAAAAAAGGUCCCGUUCGCCCUGAAGCUGGAACCACUCGAGUCCAAAUCCAUACAGGUACCGCUAGAUUUUGAGGAAUACAGUAGUACUGUUUCGAACAAAACGAACAUCAAAGCGAUCUGUACAGCGCAGGUUAAGGGUAGCGAUCGGACGUAUUUGAAGGUGGAAAAUUUUCAUCUCACACCACCCGUGGUUGAGCUGUCGCUGAUCGAACACAGCCUAGCGGGUCCGAUAGCGGUGCAGGUUGCGCUUAAGAAUCCUCUGCCGAUACCACUGACACGUGGUCGCUUCACUGUCGAAGGAUCACGGUUUACCGAUCCACUCGAGAAAAAGUACGAUCUCAUCCCGGUUGGUGGAACUGUAAAUUUUAUUUAUUCCAUCAAUCUAGCGCACAAAGGACAAAUGAUUGUAACUGCAUCGUUUGUUUCGAAUGAGUUGAAAAAUGUGCACGGAAAUCUAACGAUACUGCUUCCUGGGGAAGAGGAAGAGGAAGGAGAAGAGACCCCUCCUGUGGGAAAAUGA